This is a messenger RNA of Acanthisitta chloris (rifleman), 1767 nucleotides long. RefSeq names its product oxysterol binding protein (gene OSBP). Gene Ontology annotation, cellular component: membrane; cytosol; intracellular membrane-bounded organelle. The transcript is spliced from 12 exons. Lineage: Eukaryota; Metazoa; Chordata; Aves; Passeriformes; Acanthisittidae. The annotation marks the transcript as partial. Gene Ontology annotation, molecular function: sterol binding. The record is from RefSeq and is a predicted model, not a curated record.
GCAGAGAUGGGCCACACGUGCCGUGGGACCAUCAACCUGGCCACGGCCAACAUCACCGUGGAGGAUUCCUGCAACUUCAUCAUCUCCAACGGGGGAGCCCAGACCUACCACCUGAAGGCCAGCUCCGAGGUGGAGCGGCAGCGCUGGGUCACAGCCCUCGAGCUGGCCAAGGCCAAAGCUGUCAAGAUGCUGGAGGAGUCAGACGACUCUGGCGACGAGUCAGUGUCACAGACGGACAAGACGGAGCUGCAGAACACCCUCCGGAUUUUAUCCAGCAAAGUGGAGGACCUGAGCACCUGCAAUGACCUGAUUGCCAAGCACGGCACAGCCCUGCAGCGCUCCCUCAGCGAGCUGGAGAGCCUCAAGCUGCCUGCCGAGAGCGGCGAGAAGAUCAAGGCGGUGAACGAGCGAGCGACUCUCUUCCGCAUCACCUCAACUGUUUUCUCGCAGGCCUGCCGGGAUUUCAUGCUGCUGGCGCAGACACAUGGGAAGAAGUGGCAGAAGUCGCUGCAGCAGGAGAGGGAUCAGCGGAUCCGGCUGGAGGAGACGCUGGAGCAGCUGGCGAAGCAGCAUAACCACCUGGAAAGGGCUUUCCGGGGUGCCACAGUCCUCCCUGCCAGCACACCCGGCACUGGUGGAUCCAGCAAAGAUCUGUGCUGCCCUGCCAAAGGUGACUUGAGUGAUGAGGACGAUGACAACAAUGAGUUCUUUGAUGCCCCAGAGAUCUUCCCCAUGCCUGAUGUCAUGGGCCACAAGAGAACUGGGAGCAACAUCAGCGGCACCAGCAGCGACAUCAGCCUGGAUGAGCAGUACAAGCACCAGGUUGAGGACACCAAGAAGGAGAAGAGAACCCGCAUUCCCUACAAACCCAACUACAGCCUCAACCUCUGGAGCAUCAUGAAGAACUGCAUUGGGAAGGAGUUGUCCAAGAUUCCCAUGCCGGUGAACUUCAAUGAGCCACUGUCCAUGCUACAGCGGCUGACAGAAGACCUGGAAUACCAUGAGCUCCUGGAUCAGGCUGCCAAAUGUGAGAAUUCCCUGGAGCAGCUGUGCUACAUCGCCGCCUUCACUGUCUCCUCCUAUUCCACCACCGUCUUCCGCACCAGCAAACCCUUCAACCCGCUCCUGGGGGAAACCUUUGAGCUGGAUAGGCUGGAGGAGAAUGGAUACCGCUCCCUAUGUGAGCAGGUAAGCCACCACCCCCCGGCCGCUGCCCACCACGCCGACUCCAAGCAUGGCUGGACCCUCCGCCAGGAAAUCAAAAUCACCAGCAAAUUCCGAGGGAAAUACCUCUCCAUUAUGCCUCUGGGUACCAUCCAUUGCGUCUUCCAUUCCUCUGGUAACCACUACACAUGGAAAAAAGUGACCACCACUGUGCACAACAUCAUCGUGGGGAAGCUCUGGAUAGACCAGUCAGGUGAAAUUGAGAUCGUCAACCACAAGACAGGUGACAAGUGCAACCUCAAGUUUGUUCCUUACAGCUACUUCUCCCGGGACGUGGCCAGGAAGGUCACUGGGGAGGUGACAGAUCCCUCGGGCAAGGUGCACUUUGUCCUGCUGGGUACCUGGGAUGAGAAGAUGGACUGCUACAAGGUGCAGAUGGGCUCUGGGGACAAUGGAGCCGAGGCUCGGCAGCGAGCCCACGAGUCCGAGGAAUCCCGGAUCCCCCUCUGGAAGCGCAACCCUCUCCCGAAGUAUGCAGAGAACAUGUACUACUUCUCGGAGCUGGCGCUGACCCUGAACGCUCCGGAAAACGGGACAGCCCCC